Molecule: messenger RNA, 2988 nt
Organism: Cryphonectria parasitica EP155
Lineage: Eukaryota; Fungi; Ascomycota; Sordariomycetes; Diaporthales; Cryphonectriaceae
Product: family 2 glycosyltransferase
Exons: 4
Coding region: 7-2712 (901 amino acids)
Cellular component (GO): cell septum; cell periphery
Molecular function (GO): chitin synthase activity
Source: RefSeq, a predicted model, not a curated record
GUAACCAUGUCGAGGUACGAUCGAUUAGACGAGGGUGCCUACCACCAGGACCAUUUCGGUGCCAGCAUGAAUCCCAAUGCCAAUCGUACGCCCUCGCCGGGCCACCCUCUCCAAUAUGGCUACCAGCUCGACGAUAACCCAUAUCAGCAUUCCGAUAUGCCGAUGGGUCAUGAUGGCAGGUAUACUCCUGCCGACUCUAUAGAGAUGCACCAAGCCCACUCUAUAGAGAAUAUGGGCAGCCACUACGACCAGAACACGCCCUACCAGGACUAUUCUGUCAACCCCGAAGCCCACCACGAUGGCUACUACAACCAGCCUUACGAUCCUCAGCUCAUCAGCCAAGGCCAAGAUUUUGACGAUAGAAGACCCAUGUUGGACCACCAGCAUUCUGACAUGAGCUCUCAGUAUCAAGACUCAACGGCCCAGCAGCAGCAGCAGCAAGGGCAACAACAAGCGGCAGGUGGAGGCCUUAAGCGCUGGAAGACCGUGAAGGAGGUUCUCCUGUACAAGGGCAAUCUGGUUCUCGACUGUCCCGUGCCACCAAGGCUGCUGAGCCAAGUUCCUCAUGGUGAACGCGACGAGUUCACACACAUGCGUUACACGGCUGCCACGUGCGACCCCAACUUUUUCUACGAGGAAAACUUCACCCUGCGGCAGAAGCUCUUCAGCAAGCCUCGGCACACGGAGCUUUUUAUCGUCGUCACCAUGUACAACGAGGACGAAAUCUUGUUCGCCCGAACUAUGAUCGGUGUUCUGAAGAACGUCGAAUACAUGUGCAAGCGCAACGAGAGCAAGACUUGGGGCAAGGACGCCUGGAAGAAGAUCGUUGUGUGCAUUGUCAGCGACGGUCGUGCCAAGAUCAACCCCCGUACGCGUGCACUACUUGCUGGUAUGGGUGUGUACCAGGAGGGUAUUGCCAAGCAGCAAGUCAACCACAAGGACGUGACGGCCCACAUCUACGAGUACACCUCGCAGGUCGGCAUGCAGAUCAAGAACGACGUCGUCCAGCUGAUACCAAAGCAGCAGCCGGUGCAGCUUCUGUUCUGCCUCAAGGAAAAGAACCAGAAGAAGAUCAACUCCCACAGGUGGUUCUUCUCUGCCUUUGGACGCGUGCUGGACCCCAACAUCUGCGUCCUGAUCGACGCUGGUACGAAGCCUGGCGGUAACUCUAUCUACCACCUCUGGAAGGCGUUCGAUCUCGAGCCCAUGUGCGCAGGUGCCUGUGGUGAGAUCAAGGCCAUGUUGGGAACUGCAGGCAAGAACCUCGUCAACCCUCUUGUUGCGGCGCAGAACUUUGAGUACAAGAUGAGCAACAUCCUCGACAAGCCGCUUGAGUCCGCCUUCGGCUUCAUCUCCGUGUUGCCCGGUGCUUUCUCGGCGUAUCGAUAUGUGGCUCUUCAAAACGACAAGAACGGCCAGGGCCCUCUGGAGAAGUACUUUGCAGGUGAGAAGCUUCACGGUGCUGGUGCUGGAAUCUUCACUGCGAACAUGUACCUCGCCGAAGAUCGCAUUCUCUGCUUCGAGCUCGUCACGAAGCGGAACUGCCACUGGCUGCUUCAAUACGUCAAGUCUGCCAAUGGUGAGACUGACGUGCCUGAUACCAUCACCGAGCUCAUUCUCCAGCGUCGUCGGUGGUUGAACGGUUCCUUCUUCGCCGCCAUCUACGCCAUCGCUCACUUUUACCAAUUUUUCCGAUCCGACCAUUCUCUGUUUCGAAAACUGGCCUUCUUCGUUGAAUUUACGUUCAACACCAUCAACAUGAUCUUCGCCUGGUUUGCUAUUGGCAACUUCUUCUUGGUCUUCAAGAUCUUGACAGCAAGUCUGGGAGAUUCUGAUCUCUUAGGCACCGUCGGCACUAUCCUCGGUGUGGUCUUCGAAUGGUUAUACGGAAUUUCACUUAUGACCUGUUUCGUCCUCUCCAUGGGUAACCGACCUGCUGGUUCCGGGCCAUAUUACAUGGCAAUGGUUGUCUUUUGGGCCAUUAUCUUCAUUUACCUUAUGUUUGCAGCCGUGUUCAUCUCAGUUAAGGCCAUUGAAACCGACCUGCAAGACAACAGCUUUAGCAUCAGCGAGCUCUUCAAGAACGAGGUCUUUUACACGUUGAUCGUUUCCGUCAUGUCAACCUACGGCAUCUGGCUGAUCGCAUCGCUUCUCAUGUUCGACCCUUGGCACAUGUUCACCUCGCUGGUGCAGUACAUGAUGCUGACACCCACUUUCACCAACGUCCUCAACGUCUACGCCUUCUGCAACACACACGAUGUCUCGUGGGGUACCAAGGGAGAUGACAAGCCCGACAAGCUUCCCUCCAUCUCCACCAAAGAUGGCCAGGGUAAGACAGACCUACCCGACGAGGGCGACCUGAACGCCCAAUACGAUCGCGAGGUGCAAGUGUUCAGCCGGAAGCCUGUGAAGGAGGUCUCAACCCCCACCCCCGCACAGCUCGAUGAGAAGCAGCAAGACUACUACCGCGGCGUACGUACGGUGGUCGUGUUGAUGUGGAUGAUUACGAAUUUUGCGCUUAUUGCAGUCGUUUUAUCUGCCGCUGGCCUGGAGAAGAUCGGCACGACGACGAACACCGAUACCGAUGAGACCGAGACCACACGCACGACAAUCUACAUGGCAGUUGUGCUGUACUCGGUCGCUGUGCUGUCUGGAUUCAAGUUCUUGGGCGCAAUGUGGUUCUUGGUGGUGAGGAUGUUCAGGGGCGUAUGAAAGGUUAUAUCCCCUCCUGGAUUCAAUGUUCUCUUGUUAUUUGCAGUCUCUGUUCUCUUCUCCCGCACCACGGCUGGAUGCCUAGUGGAAGACGGUAAAAAGGAAAAUAUUUCUUGUUUCGUGCGCUGGCGGCGAUGGGUUUUUUUUUUCUUUCCCUUACUUCUACAUACCCCAUUUCUUCCUGGAGUGAGACAUUACAACGGAUCGUUUGAUUUUUUUUGUUUACUUCUCAUUUUUAUCCUUCAGCAUGGCGAAAUGAAAUGAAAUCCUAGACCC